Messenger RNA from Dendrobium catenatum, 2380 nucleotides. RefSeq names its product protein WHAT'S THIS FACTOR 1, chloroplastic. NCBI's taxonomy places the organism in Eukaryota, Viridiplantae, Streptophyta, Magnoliopsida, Asparagales, Orchidaceae. Gene Ontology annotation, molecular function: RNA binding. The transcript has 2 exons. The coding region runs from base 322 to 1704 and encodes 460 amino acids. The record is from RefSeq and is a predicted model, not a curated record.
GAGAAAUUUUUUCCAAGCAAGAAAAAAAGCUAGUGAGAUCUCUAAUCCCAGGUGCGCACCGGCGAACUCGCGACGCCUGCGGGCUGGAGGCGGAGGAGGGGAAUGGCAAGGUGAGUGCGUGAGUCGUGACGUUGAAUGGGUACCGGACAACCUCAAACUAGACCGGCAACCGCUUAGCGUGACGCGGUUGACGCCGAACGGGGAACGGGAGGCCAGAAGAGGAGGGGUUGGCCGGAGCGCCGCGUGGUGGGUUUUGAAGAUUUGAAGGCGCUGGUUCAUGAGAGAUCACCAUCGAACAGAAUUGCCAGUUAAUUGUUCCUGAUGGUUAUCAGAUGUUUUCUAAGUGUUGCAAAUAUAAGGAAUGGAAUCACUCAACGCUGUCGAAUUUCUCUUGCUGAUGAGAUAAGUCAGCCUUCUUUGACAGUUGAAGUAGUUGGCUCAUCUUUAGCAUGUUAUUACAAUUCCUCGCAGAGGAGACUGAUGAGUAAAAGCAGGAGGGUUCAGGACAGAAGCAAGAAUAAAAGGGUUCAUGACCUCGAAAUCGCUACAGAAAGGUGGAAGGUAUUAUCAAAGAUUUUGUUUAUUAUGGAUGUAAUAAGGAAAGAGCCCGAACAAAUCAUUCCUUUGAGGAACUUAGAACAAUACCGACAGCAGAUAAAUCUUAGCAAACCUCACAGAGUUUCUGACUUUGUUCGAAAGUCUCCAAAACUCUUUGACCUCUAUAAGGAUAAUAGGGGAGUUGUAUGGUGUGGCUUUACAAAGAAAGCUGAAAAUCUUGUUGAAGAAGAGGGUCGGCUUAUUGAAGAGAACACUGAGAAAGCUGUUGAGCAUGUCACACGACUGUUGAUGAUGUCCGUGGAAAAAAAGCUUCCAUUAGAUAAGAUUGCUCAUUUUAGAAGAGACUUUGGCUUUCCCUUUGAUUUCAGAAGAAGAUGGAUCCACAUGUUCCCUGAACAUUUCAGAGUUAUAAAAAUUGAUGGUUCAGAGUAUUUAGAAUUGAAUUCCUGGAAUCCUGCUUGGGCAGUUACAGAGUUAGAAAGAAAAUACAUGCCAGAAAAUAUGUCUGGGCUUCCAUCACCUGGAAUUCUUUGCCUUCCUUUUCCAAUGAAAUUCCCUCCAAAUUUCAAGAAAAUUUUUAGGGAUGGAGGUAAAAUUGAGCAUUUUCAGAAAAGGUCAUACAUAUCUCCAUAUGCUGAUGCUAAGGGCCUUGUUCCUGGUUCACAGGAGUUUAACAAAAGGGCGGUUGCAGUGAUUCAUGAGAUUUUGAGCUUCACCAUUGAGAAAAGACUUGUAACUGAUCACCUCACACAUUUCCGAUGGGAAUUUGUGAUGCCCCAAAAAUUGAUGAGGCUUCUUUUGAAGCACUAUGGGAUUUUCUAUGUUUCUGAAAGGGGGAAAAGAUUCAGUGUCUUCCUGACCGGAGCUUAUGACGGUUCAGAGUUGAUUAGGAAAUGUCCUCUUGUUCUCUGGAAAGAAAAGAUUAUAAGUCUGACUGGCUACAGAGGAAGGAAGAGGGGAGUAAAAAAUUUUAAUGAAUUUGUUGAUUUUGAUGAAGGUGAUUUGUUUGAUGGUGAGCUUGAUGAUCAAGAUACCAUUUCUAAUUUUGAAGAUGAUGAAAGCAUAAGCACUCUCAAGGAGCCUACCCUUGCGGAAGACUCAGAGAUGGAUGUGAGAGAUUUGUAUGAUACAUACGGGAUCACCUAAUCUAUUUCAGAUUGGCAGCCUUAGUUUGGUACUCUUUUGCUCUUUUAAUUUUAAAUUUCCGCUUAUGGUCUAAAGUUUUUAUGGUGAGGCAUGUUCUCAAUAUAGCCUUCGUUUGGGACGGCUUUCUCGCUGCUUCUUGAAGCAGUUUUUUGUACUAUAAAGCUGCUUCAAGAAGCAUCAAGAAAGCCGUCCCAAACGAAGCCAUAGUCUUUGCAUACACUUGGCAUUGCAUCAGGUUUUCUUCUGCUUUCUCUCUUUUUUUUCCUAAUACCAAAAAGCACCUUUGAAAUCUCUUCAACUCCUCAAACUUACUGGCUCACCUGCUGUCAUUCUUGAAGUUAUCCUCUUUUGCAUGUUUUCUUCGGCUAAUAAAUGCUCAUUUUAUGAAUUAAUGAGCCCAACCUCGUACCAUGAAGCCAAAAGGUUUGUUAGUAUACCAAUUACCAGUGUUUAGACCUCAGUUACACUUUGGAGUUGUGCAUAUCACCGUUUAUGGUGUAAAAUGGGAAAAUCAUGCUAGCUAAAGAAAUAUAGAUGAAAGCAUGCUAAAACUGGAUGUGUGGAUCUAUUCUCUUCAGCAAGUAGAGAUUUAGAUGUGUUGAGUUUUGAAUACUAUUUAUCAAUAAAAUCAUGAUUAGCCUAUCGCAUUGUAAUUUUAUUGGCUUAUUGAAGGAAA